Molecule: messenger RNA, 1843 nt
Organism: Cephus cinctus (wheat stem sawfly)
Lineage: Eukaryota; Metazoa; Arthropoda; Insecta; Hymenoptera; Cephidae
Gene: Gas8
Product: dynein regulatory complex subunit 4
Exons: 8
Coding region: 354-1778 (474 amino acids)
Biological process (GO): cell motility
Cellular component (GO): microtubule; motile cilium; Golgi apparatus
Molecular function (GO): microtubule binding; small GTPase binding
Source: RefSeq, a predicted model, not a curated record
CACGUUGCAUAUCGCAAGCACUAUGUAUCAUGUGUUCUCAUUUGAAUUCUCCACCCCGACCUCUGUCAGAAAAGUACAGUUGUACGUUGGUAUAAUGCUUUAACGAGUUGGUGAUCGUUAUACGGUUGCUACCAGGCAUACGAGUUGCCUAGCAACUCUGAUUCUCAAACAGUACUUGAGGGCUGAGCGUAAUGAACGCAGUCUAGUUUCUCUACCACUUGAACUUCUGAACUUUUGUGAACCCGGUUCCGAGGCUGCACUCUCUCGCGCAGCGCUGAUUUAAACCUUAAAAAAAAGUUGAAUAUUAUAUUUUAAAGCAUUCCUAAAGAGCAAGAACGAAGUCAACGGGAAUUAUGGGACCUAAAAAAGCAAAAGGCAAAACGAUGGAUUCGGUCGACGGGGUCGAUACUUCAAAAAUGAAUCGUGAACAGUUGGAACUUUACUCUCAUAAAAUUCUUGAGGAAAUGGAGAGAGAAAGAGAGGAGAGAAAUUUCUUUCAAUUGGAAAGGGACAAGUUGAGAACUUUUUGGGAAAUUACAAGACAUCAGCUCGACGAAGCUCGGGCUACCGUGAGAAAUAAGGAACGCGAGAAGGAGGAACUCUCAGAGAAACACGAUGCGGAAUUGAAACUUUACAAGCAGAAAGUCAAGCAUCUCAUGUACGAGCAUCAGACGAAUCUUUCGGAAACGAAAGCUGAGCAUAUGGUAGUUCUUAAACUUGCUCAGGAAGAUCAUGCGGCGCAGGAAAAUGAGUUCAUUAAGGACAAGAAGGAUUUGAAGAAGAUGCUUAAGGAACAGGAAUUAGCUCAUAUGAAUGAAAUUCGAGCGUUGAAGCUACAAAGUGCCGAGGAGAUGAGUAUAAUUAUGAAGAAAUUUGAAGCUGAGGCAGUGGAACUUGAACAGAAGUACGAGCAGAAGUUGGCUAAUCAGUAUGAAUCUUUGACGCUGAAGCAUAAAAUGGAAAUGACUGAGGUGGAAGAGAGGAAGAAUAUGCAGAUAGCCAACCUCAUGAAAAAUCAUGAGAAAGCUUUUAUUGAGAUGAAGAGUUAUUAUAAUGACAUCACACUUAAUAAUUUAUCUUUGAUCAAAAGUCUCAAGGAACAAAUGGAGGUUAUGAAGAAUCAUGAGGAAAGAAUGAAGAAGCAGGUGCGAGAAUUAUCUUCGGAGAAUAAAAAAUUCUCGGCGGACUUGAAAAUUGCGCAGGAACAAGUAACAGAAAAUAGUCGGCAGUUGGUCAAUUAUGAGAAGGACAAAGUCUGCUUGGCUAAUACUAAGAGACGACUUACUCAGACGCUCAAGGAACUAGAGAAUUUAAAGUGGGAAAAUGAAGUCCUUGAAUUACGUUUUGAAAAGUGUCAGGGCGAGCGCGAUGAGCUUCAUUCGAGAUUCGUAUCAGCCAUUUUGGAACUUCAGCAGAAAACAGGAUUGAAGAACGUUCUUCUAGAGAAGAAAUUAGAAAAGCUAUCAGAUUUGCUAGAACAACGUGAAGCUCAAAUUAAUGAAGUUUUGGCUGCUGCUCAGUUAGAUCCAGCGGCGAUAGUGAACGUGAAUAAGAAGCUAGAGGAAAUGUUAAACCGAAAGAACACGGCCAUUCAAGAUCUGCAAUAUGAAUUAGCAAAAGUUUGCAAGGCCCACGACGACCUGUUAUCGACUUACGAAUCGAAACUCCAAGAAUACGGAAUUCCACAAGCUGAACUUGGUUUUCAGCCACUGAGAGCAAAGAUACCAGACGCCAAAUUAGGUUUGGGCCCAGCGGGCCUCGUGACAACGAAUCGAUAACACCGAACAUCAAAUAUGAAUACAAUAUGGCAGUCGAAUAUCAAUAAACAAUCAAUAUAUCCACA